AAGUAAUAUUAUAAAAUGGAACAACUUAUAAAUGUGAGCUGCAUUAAGAAGGAGUACACGGAAGCUAACAAUGAAGAUAAAUACAAUGUUAACAAGCAUUGGAAUGCCAGCAAAGUAAAUACAGCAACGAAUGUGGACAUGGAAAAAGUAACAGUAAAUGAAUUGGACAUAGGACCCAUAAAAAUAGAGCCGGGUGUUAGCAGAGAGAUAAAGAUGGAAUGUGAAGAAGCACAACCGAAGCUGGAGUCGACAGAGAAAGCUGUAAGCGGCGAGUCCGACUCGCAGCGGGCACGAGCCUCACAUCGAUUGCCUGCCGUAACCAAAUCAAAUAAUCGCCGCAUUAUUGUGCGUGAGCUCCAUCAACGUCUGCUGAAACUCGACAUGGCCGUUAAACCCAACAACAGAUCAGCUGCUGAUCCACGUUCGUUAGCUCCACCUAAAUCCAGCGCACAGCGCAUGCGGGAAAUGCGACAACGCCGCAGGAAAGCCGACAGUGCAACUCAUCCGCCGAAUAGACAGCGCAUGCAGGAUCUGCGUCAGCGUCUUAUGAAUUUGGAGCAGCCUAUCAAGCUGCGCGCCUUUAAAACAAGUAGCCAAAGGAGCCGUGAGCCCCAUUCGCGUCUGCUGCAACCGGAAAAUGUCCAGAAGCCUGUCCAGACCGAAAACAAAUCAAGCGAGACAAGAACUCCGCCCAAAUCAAGUGCUCAGCGCAUGCGUGAGCUGCGUCAGCGUCGUCGGGAUCUUCAGAAUGACAAUAACCCUGCCGCGCAAAAAAGUAACACCACGAACUCGCGUCCACAGACGCCACCUGAUCUGAGCGUAAAGCGAAUGCGUGACUUUCGACGGCGUCUUCUGGAACUGGACAAAUCUCACAAAGGCAAACACAGCGAGAUCAUGAGAAAAACUGAUGAAGUUCGAAUAUGCUGACUAAUGCAAAAGUUUCAAUAUUGUUAGACAAUUUUAUAGACGCUUUUGUGAUAUUUGAAUACAAGUACUGAGAAAUGCCAGGUAGCCAUUGAAGAGUACUUCAUCUAAUAGGUUAUUCCAAUGCAAUUACAAUUUUCUUAAAAUAUGUUUUAUACUUGUCGCAUAUGUUUGUGUCCCUUGUAGAGGGCCUACAAAUUUCUGCCAAAAUACUCCUGAUAAUCAUGGAUAUAGCUUAUUUUGGCGAAAAUAUUAUAUGGGCAAAACCUUAUUAAUAUGGCACAGAAUG
Messenger RNA from Drosophila novamexicana, 1213 nucleotides. RefSeq lists its product as uncharacterized. The transcript has 2 exons. Lineage: Eukaryota; Metazoa; Arthropoda; Insecta; Diptera; Drosophilidae. The record is from RefSeq and is a predicted model, not a curated record. Bases 16 to 927 code for a protein of 303 amino acids.